Messenger RNA from Dermatophagoides farinae (American house dust mite), 1914 nucleotides. The record is from RefSeq and is a predicted model, not a curated record. Lineage: Eukaryota; Metazoa; Arthropoda; Arachnida; Sarcoptiformes; Pyroglyphidae.
UGAAAGGUAUUUAUUUAUUUAUUUGAAACCUUAAUAAAUGCGAAGUGCCAAGCACUACUGUAUCUUUUUCUUAUUUUAUUUAUUUAUUUUUUUUGUGAAAGGAACCAAAAUCGAAGAUUUAUACCAAAUUACCAUGGCCAGCGCGGAUAAUCCUGGAGAAGAAGACUUCAACAAAUUGCGAAAUACAAUUCGCAAAGUCGAUGUAUCUUCAACGGAAGUUCAUCAUGCUGGGCCAUGGCUUUAUUCCACCUCGGGAAUUAACUGCUGAGUGUUCUAAAGACAAAAGUUUGCACAAGUUUUAUUAUUCUCCGGUGGAAGAUUUAAUAAGAACGCAUCUUUUGUUGGACGAAUUACUCAGCAAUAUAAUGAAUGAACGGCCCGAGGACGUUUCACCAUACAUAUUGGAAAGCAAUAUGUUAAAUUCAUUGCGACUAAUAUUGUAUGGUGAUGAUUUUGGCUUCGCGAAUCUUUUGGACGUUGCACUCAGAAGAUUUUUUCCUUGUAUUUGGAUUCGGAUAAUAGUACCAAAUACAAGACUAAAUCGGAAGAUUUUCCAGGAUUGUGGGUUGAAAUAGCCAAAAUGAAAAUAGCUCUCCUUUUGGCCAAUCUCAACACCAUCAAGGCAACUUCGAUCCGCCAAAUCCUUUCACCAUUGGUAUCAGAUUUGAAGCGGCUAGAAGACCGAGGACUAUUCAUCCGGGAACGUGGCAUCACUAUAAAAGUCCGAUUGGCUUUUGUGAUAGGCGAUAAUUUGGGUGUGUCAGAACUGUUGGGAUUUAAACAAAAUUUUUCCACCCAUUUCGUCUGCCGAUUUUGCGGCGCCACUUAUCGUGAAUAUAAAGAUCAUUCAGUGAUUUCUAAACCGCUGAACAUACAUACCAUCAAUUACUCUGAAGCCAGACUUAAUCCUGGAAAAUAUGGUAUUAUGAGAAGCAGUGAGUUUUUUAAACUCAACUGCAAUUUGUUCACGUUGGCCCCUCCCGACCUCUUUCAUGACAUUCAGGAAGGUAUUCUGACUGAUGUCGUUCAAUCAAUUUUGAUUGGGAUGAAAGUAAAAAGAGAGAACUCAGGAGGAAAAUCAAAUCCAUCCGAUGGGUCAACUAUGCGGUGGAACUCGAAUAAUCUGCCUUAUUGGAUUCAAUUUUUCCCCGAUCGCUUAUUUAUAUUUUUUUCUAAUAUUUUUAACUUAUUUUUAUUUAAAAAAAAAAUGAUCUCAAUGUAUUCGGCUUCGAGGAUAGAAAAUCUGGAUAGAGUUCGGACAGCAAUAUUGGAAGUUCAACAUUUUUGUUGGAACAACCAAAUCCGAACGGCCAAGUCACAUUUCCUAAGUCAUUACUUGGAUUUGUGGCUAUAUUAUGGCCAAUUAUUCAAAUAUUCUACAGCGCGAUUCGAAAGGCAGCACGCUUCCUUGAAACAGCAUUAUAAACACAGCAAGAAUUUCAGGAACGUUGCUAAAUCUUUGGCUCGUCUUCAUCAGGAGUCAUUGUUUAUAAAAAAAAUUCUGGAUUUCUGUCCAAGAUUUGCCUUUCGAAUCGCGUAAUUUGGCAAAAACGUUCCAUCCGUUCUCAUUGGGACAUAACAUCGUCCGGGCUGUCAUUCACGUUCAUUCAUCAAAGCCACGAGCUUCUACACUCACCAAGGUGCCAUCUUUGUUUCGGGGCAGAUUUUUUCCUUGUAUUUGGAUUCCGAUAAUACUGCCAAAUACAGGACUAAAUCGGAAGAUUUUCCAGCUCUCCUUUUGGCCAAUCGCAACACCAUCAAAGCAACUUCGAUCCGCCAAAUUCUUUCUUGAUUUAAAAUUUGAUUUAAUUUGAUUUCGCAUUUAAAAAAAACCGUUAAUUAUUGUUUUAAAUCAAUGUGGUUCAAAUACAACUUGAUUUUUUUUGUAAAUAAAAAUCACACUCUAAACAUCAA